Molecule: messenger RNA, 6645 nt
Organism: Tachysurus vachellii
Lineage: Eukaryota; Metazoa; Chordata; Actinopteri; Siluriformes; Bagridae
Gene: pnpla6
Product: patatin-like phospholipase domain containing 6
Exons: 35
Coding region: 99-4139 (1346 amino acids)
Biological process (GO): phosphatidylcholine metabolic process
Cellular component (GO): endoplasmic reticulum
Molecular function (GO): phosphatidylcholine lysophospholipase A1 activity
Source: RefSeq, a predicted model, not a curated record
GUGGAUGUUUCCGGUAUUGAGUUGUUGUUUGACAGAAGGGGACUCGAGGUUCAGUGCAAUUUGUUCAUGGACCAGUUGUGUGAACAGCUACUGUUAGAAUGGGACAUAGCAACUCGGGACCAGAGACCCAAAAACCACCAGAGGAGGGAAAUGGAAAUAUAAAGUCGUUUGUGGAGGACCAGCUUCAGACCAGCAUGAUGGUGGGAAUAGUGCUUGGUGCCGGCAUCUCCAUCGUCCUCAUCGCCACCUUCAUCUUCUUCGUGCUGCGUAGGAUUCACCUUCGGAACCUCGCGGCUCAAGAAGCCCCCAAAUACCGCUUCCGCAAACGAGACAAGGUUUUAUUCUAUGGCAGGAAGAUCAUGAGGAAAGUCUCUCAGUCCACUUCAUCUUUAGUCGGAACGUCGUCAUCCUCUUCCUCCCGUCCAAGACUGAAGAAGAAGCAGAAGAUGCUCAACAUUGCCAAAAAGAUCCUGCGCUUUAAGAAGGAGGUGCCCACACUGCAGAUGAAGGAGCCUCCUCCCUCAGUGCUAGAGGCAGAUCUCACAGAGUUUGAUGUAGCCAACUCUCACCUGCCCUCCGAAGUGCUCUACAUGCUCAAGAAUGUGCGUGUAUUGGGCCACUUUGAAAAGCCAUUGUUUCUGGAGCUGUGUAAGCACAUGGUGUUCCUGCAGUUCCAGCAGGGCGAGUACGUCUUCAGACCUGGACAACCAGACAGCAGCAUCUACGUAGUGCAGGACGGCAAACUGGAACUGUGUCUCACAGGACCGGAUGGGAAGGAUGGAGUGGUGAAAGAGGUGUUUCCAGGAGAUUCGGUUCAUAGUCUAUUGAGCAUUCUUGACGUCAUCACUGGUCACCAGAGGCCGUAUCGGACUGUGUCUGCCAGAGCUGCAGAAGUGUCCACAGUCCUCCGUCUGCCUGUUGAGGCUUUUCUGUCCAUCAUUGAGAAAUACCCAGAGAGUUUAGUGCGAGUGGUGCAGAUCAUCAUGGUGAGGCUGCAGAGAGUGACAGUCCUGGCAUUACACAACUACCUAGGUCUCACUAAUGAGCUCUUCUGCCAUGAGAUGCAGCCACUGCGUUUACCCAUUCUCUCGCCACACGCCAGUCGCACCAGCCCUGUACGCCACAGCAAACGCUUCAGCAGCCUCAACGUGCCAGAGGACCAGCGGGAAGCCGCCGUCCGAGACGCCACCGCAGUGGAUCAUGGGAAAGAAGGCAGCACCAUCCCGACCCUGAGCAGGGCUAUCUCCAUGCCUGUGGACAUUGCUGGUAUGCAAAAGAGCCUGCGUUCGGAUUUCGACAUGGCAUAUGAAAGGGGCCGCAUUUCUGUGUCUGCCGAGGAUGGAACACCUGCAGCACCCACGUUCUCACGGGACCAGCGAGAGAGAAAGGUAACAGUAGAUGAGGUGCCAUCGGGUGUGUACUUGUACCCCGAGGAGGAAGUGGGCACAGAGAACGUUUAUGGUCCGUUGCCAGGACGACCUAAUGCCACCCUGUUUGAGGAGGCUCAGAAAGAGUUCCUGAAAUUAAUGAAAAUCGAGGACCCUGCACUACUGAACGGACGAGUGACCUUGCAUCAUGCCAAAGCAGGCUCCGUCCUGGCCAGACAGGGAGACCAGGAUGUGAGUCUUCAUUUUGUGUUGUCUGGCUGCUUGCACGUGUAUCAGCGCAUGAUCGACAAGCAGGAGGACGUUUGCUUGUUCGUGACGCAGCCUGGUGAGAUGGUGGGUCAGCUGGCCGUGUUGACCGGAGAACCGCUCAUCUUCACUGUCCGUGCCCUUCGCGACUGCACCUUCCUCAGGAUCUCCAAAUCGGAUUUCUAUGAGAUCAUGAGGGAGCAGCCCAGUGUGGUCCUGAGUGCAGCUCACACUGUGGCCAUCCGCAUGUCUCCAUUCGUAAGGCAGAUGGAUUUUGCCAUAGACUGGAUGGCUGUGGAGGCUGGACGUGCUCUCUACAGGCAGGACGAUCAGUCAGACUGCACCUACAUCGUGCUGAACGGUCGUCUGCGCUCCGUCAUCCGGAAGACGAACGGAAAAAAGGAGCUAGUAGGAGAGUAUGGUAGAGGAGAUCUCAUUGGAGUGGUAGAGGCUUUGACCAGGCAGCCUCGUGCGACGACUGUUCACGCAGUCCGAGACACAGAACUGGUGAAACUUCCAGAAGGAACACUAAACAACAUCAAGCGACGUUAUCCUCAGGUUGUUACUCGACUGAUCCAUUUGUUGGGACAGAAAAUUCUAGGAAACCUUCAGCAGCCCCGUGGACCUUUAGGUUCAGCUUUGGGUUUGCCCAGCAUGGCAUCCAGCCCUGAUGUCACCAAUCCAGCCAGCAACCUCUCCACUGUGGCUGUACUUCCUGUUUGUGACGAAGUGCCAAUCAAUGCCUUUAACCUGGAGCUCAGUCACGCGCUCAGUGCCAUAGGACCCACUUUACUGCUGAUGAGUGAUAUUAUCAGAGAGAGACUUGGAGCUUCUGCUUUAGAAAGCAUUCAUGAGUACAGGUUGUCAGGCUGGUUGGCCCAGCAGGAGGACAUCAAUCGUAUAGUUCUGUAUCAGACUGACAGCAGUAUGACUCCAUGGACCCAGCGCUGUCUCAGACAAGCAGACUGCAUCCUUAUUGUUGGCCUCGGAGACCAGGAGCCCAGUCUUGGUCAGCUGGAGCAGAUGCUGGAGAACACGGCAGUGCGGGCUCUGAAGCAGCUGGUUCUGCUACACCGUGAAGAUGGCCCAGGUCCCUCUAGAACUGUGGAGUGGCUUAACAUGCGUAGCUGGUGUUCUGGUCACCUUCAUCUCAAAUGCCCACGUCGAGUGUUCUCACGCAGGAGUCCCACCAGACUGAGAGAGGUGUAUGAGAAAAUGUUUGAGAAGACGGCAGACAGACACAGUGAUUUCUCCCGUCUGGCUCGAGUCCUCACAGGAAAUAGCAUUGCUCUGGUACUAGGAGGAGGAGGAGCAAGGGGCUGCUCACAUGUUGGUGUUAUCAAAGCCAUGGAGGAGGCGGGGAUUCCUAUCGAUUUAGUGGGUGGAACAUCUAUUGGCUCGUUCAUCGGCGCACUGUACGCAGAGGAGAGGAGCGCUGUUCGGGUGAAGCAGAGAGCGAGAGAGUGGUCUAAGGCGAUGAACUCUGUGUUUAAAACUGUGCUAGAUCUAACUUAUCCCAUCACCUCCAUGUUCUCUGGCUCCACCUUCAACACCAGCAUUUCCAACGUGUUUGAAGACAAGCAAAUUGAGGACUUGUGGCUGCCUUAUUUCAACGUGACCACUGACAUCACAGCAUCUUCAAUGCGGGUGCAUAAAGAUGGCUGUGUGUGGCGCUAUGUUAGAUCCAGUGCCUCCUACACCCCCUAUUUACCUCCUCUCUGCGAUCCCAAGGAUGGCCACCUCCUCGUGGAUGGUUGCUAUGUAAACAAUGUCCCAGCGGACAUUGCUCGCAAUAUGGGAGCCAAAACGGUCAUCGCUAUUGAUGUGGGCAGCCAGGAUGAAACUGACCUAUGUAACUAUGGUGACAGUCUGUCUGGCUGGUGGUUGCUGUGGAAACGGAUCAACCCGUGGGCAGAGAAAGUUAAGGUGCCUGAUAUGGCUGAGAUCCAGUCCCGACUGGCGUACGUUUCGUGUGUCCGGCAACUGGAGCUGGUCAAAAAGAGUGGCUACUGCGAGUACAUUCGGCCGCCCAUUGACCGCUUCAAGACCAUGGACUUCGGCAAAUUUGAUGAGAUCUAUGACAUUGGAUACCAACACGGGAAGCUGCUGUUUACUGGCUGGGAACGUGGUGACAUCAUAGAGAACAUGCUGAAAGACCACCGCUCGGCCGACUACACCGACAGCAAGACCGACAGCUACACAUGUCCCGGUGCAGAUUUCACCGAUCUGGCUGAGAUCGUUUCCAGGAUUGAACCUGUGCCGAUCUACAUAGGCGCUGAUGCAGAGGAGUCAGAUGGACUGACAGAGUACGAGGAAGACGGAAUGGACACGGUGAGAGAAGAGGAAGGUGAGGAAGAGGAGGAGGAAGCUGAUGACCCUGAAGACCAGUCACCUGGAGAAUGGGGAGCAAAUGAUAUUUUUCUCCCUGAUGAAGAGAAAUCGGUCCGUCAGCGGAGAAAGAACCCCAGCGAGUCCAACACGUGCUCCGAGCUCUCCGACUGCUGACCAGACAGAAGCGACGUGGCAUCAUGAUCCUUUUCCAAGUAUGGAAGAGUAGCAUCGUCCCUCCACAUAUCCGUCUGAGGAAGAGGAGUCAAGGAGGAAGACGGACAACCAAAGAUAACUGCUCAAAAAUACAGUGGUACCACUGAAGCCACCACGAGAAAAAACGGUGGCUCGAGCUGCUCUAGUUGUGUGAGGUGGAAAAACAAGCAAAGGAAAAAAAAAACAUCACAGUAAGGAUCAUGGGAGUUGAGUGUUAAAGGGCUCUAACUCUCUGUUUUAUCAUUUUUUUUGCUUGUUUUUUCCCCCUUAUUAAAGACACUCUAGCUCAGAAUAAUGGCCAGUAUAAACUGUGUGACAUCAUCCCAGGAUAUCUGAUAACAGUGCCAGAGAACUGGAAGUGUCAUGACAGGUGUGUGUGUGUGUGUGUGUGUGUGUGUGUGUGGUGAAGAGCUCACAGAAAUAAGAAACACUCAGAGCUUCUAGAAAUAACUACAUUACAGAGAAGAGGGAGAGACAGAGCUUAGAAAUAAAGUGGUGGAGUAAAGAGAAGACAGGAAUGUACUGAACUAACAUAGAAAGACAGCUUUAAAAGUGCACUAGGUAAGAAUAAGCUUCACUAAACUGAGGUGAUUUAACGGAUUCAUUGAAUUUUAUUAUUAGUUACUUAUUUAUUAAUAAGUAUUAUUAACACCUACAACUUACCAUCAACGAUUAAUCAACAACAUUAACAAUGAGCCACAUAAGUAAUGAACGUCUCGUAUGUGACAAAAAUGACACAAAAUUUAGGAACAUUUGGAGUUAAUUAAUAUAUAAUAAUCGGCCCGUCUAUAAGGCAAGACACUACAGGUGAAUAGGGUGAAAGUUUACAACAACAGAUAUCACAGUCACUUUUUACCAGUUGAUAUUCUUACAUUUUUUUCUACUGGAAUUUUUUUUUUUUUUAAAUUUGACAAAGAUUUAUGUAAAACACCUAAAUGGAAUGUAAUAUGCAUAUAUUUGCAUACGUUUGCAUACUUAAUAAUGUAAUCUUGGUAGAACUAAAAUAUUUAGUUCACAGUGAAGAUGCUCUUAAGAGAAAAACGUUUAAUGUUUCAUUAAAAAAAUAAUAUGAACUGCAUAGAAAUAUACAGUACUGCGCAAAAGUUUUAGGCAGGUGUGAAAAAAUGCUGUAAACAAAGAAUGCUUUCAGAAAUGUAAAUAAUGAGCGUUUAUUUCUGUCAAGUUACAAAAUGCAAAGUGAGCAAACAAAAGAAAAAUCUAAAUCAAAUCAAUAUUUGUUGUUGCUACCGUUUUGCCUUCAAACCAGUAUGAAGUGAUGGCACGACCCCCACAGAGCCCUGAUCUCAACAUCAUCAAGUGUGUCUGGGAUUACAUGAAGAGACAGAAGGAUGUGAGAAAGCCGACAUCCACAGAAGAUCUGUGGUCAGUUCUCCAAGAUGUUUGGAACAACCUACCAGCCGGGUUCCUUCAAAAACUGUGUGCAAGUGUAGCUAGAAGAAUUGCUGCUGUUUUGAAGGCAAAGGGCGGUCACACCAAAUAUUGAUUUGAUUUAGAUUUCUCUUUUGUUCAUUCACUAUAUAAAUUCACUUUUAUAAACCAUUUUUGAAAGCAUUUUUUGUUUACAGCAUUUUUUCACACCUGCCUAAAACUUUUGCACAGUACUGUACAUCUAAAAAUGUAUGAUGUAUUCAAAUGCAUUAGAAUAAAACAGCGAAAUAACAAGCAAGAUGCAGUCUAGCACAACACUGUGACAUUUAUUUCCCUGAAGUGUCUCGCCUAAAUAAGGGAACGUUAAUAUUAAUACAUCGCAAAGCGUCGAAGUGAAACCGGACUUAAUGUCCGCAGAAAUAUCAUUUCAAUAUAGUACAAGAUCUUAGUGUACUUUUGAAGCAGGGAAAGAACAGGAAGUGAGAAACGGAGCGUGCGACAUGACGUGAAGUGACGUGACGUGAGCUGCAGGAUUAUUUGUGUGUACUGAAGAAAUGAAAAUAGUCUAAGAGUAAAUAUGAGCUGCUUUUCUUUUUUCUUCAAUUCUUGCACAUUAAUAUUCAUGCAAUAUUGUCAGCAGGUCCUGCUGAUCCUUCAGUAGUUCGAAAUUUCCUGUUAGUUUCACUGAGAGAAUUCACUCUCGCUCAUUUUAACAACUCCAGAUUUAAAGGUUUUUUUUGUUUUUUUUUUUUUUUGUUUUGCAUUUCAAUUUUACCUGCUAAAACCACUUUUAAGUCUUGCAAAUAUUUUUUAUUUUUGUUUUACAACAAACUUUUUUUUGGAAAAAAACAACAAACAAACAAACAAACAAAAAACAAACCAUUGCAACAGAACGAAAUGUUGUAGAGAAAUAAUUCUAUGGUGUAGUUUCUUUAUGUAGACGGCUUUAGCUUUUUUGCACUGAUUAAUACGAAUAAUUUAUUCAUUUGAAACUUUCUGCAUUACUAUUUAAACAAAUGUAAUGGAUGACUCGAACACUGCUAAAGAAUAAAUCCUAAUUCAUUCUAAAUUGUGGAAA